Ceratotherium simum simum (southern white rhinoceros) is the source of this 3192-nucleotide messenger RNA. It is a transcript of the gene FGD4, whose product is annotated as FYVE, RhoGEF and PH domain containing 4. The record is from RefSeq and is a predicted model, not a curated record. Gene Ontology annotation, cellular component: cytoplasm. Lineage: Eukaryota; Metazoa; Chordata; Mammalia; Perissodactyla; Rhinocerotidae. Gene Ontology annotation, molecular function: guanyl-nucleotide exchange factor activity; metal ion binding. Gene Ontology annotation, biological process: cytoskeleton organization; filopodium assembly.
UUCCUCUGGGAGGUGUGGCAUAUUAUGCAUGAGGUUGUCUUUGAGCAGUAAGGUCUAAGAAUGCCUUGAAGUAAACAGUGCACCGAUCAGAGCUCCUGGCUGAUCUCUGUGAUCUCCAGUCUACCAGAGGCUUUAAAGCCAGGAGUGAGAUUUGUCACAUGAACUUUAGAAGAAUAGAGCCAAAUUUUUUUUUAUCAAACCAAAGUAGACUAAUUAUCAUAUGUGAAAUCAUGUCCACUGACCAAGGCAGCAGUACCUGUCCAAAGAUCACUCUAGAUCCACCUUGUUUGAAAAGCAGCACGACCACACUGAUUGAUCAGAAUGUAUCUGAUGAAGAGGCUCAGGGAAUAAAUGGAAGAACGCCAGCAAAACCCUCAGCUGCAAAUCCAAAGCCACAAGUGCCUCCAAAGCCAUUACAUCUGCAGAAUUCUCCUUCGUCCAAUAUACACCAAACCCCCAGGCAUAAAGCUUUAUCUAGUGCAAAACCAAGGAUGGAGGAAGUUAAACCUGCCUCUGCUUCUUGUGUCUCAAAAGAAAAACCCAGUAAGGUAUCAGAUCUCAUCAGUCGCUUUGAAGGAGGCAGCUCAUUAUCAAAUUAUAGUGAUUUGAAGAAAGAUGCUGCUAUGAACCUAAAUGUUCCUAAAACUCCAGGAAGGCAUGGAUUGACAGCCACACCUCAGCAAAAACUCCUCUCCCAGCACCCACCACAGAAGCAGGGAAAUGAUACAGAUAAGACUCAGGUUGUACAGACUUGCGUGGCUAACGGUGUAAUGGCAGCACAAAACCGGAUGGAAUGUGAGGAGGAUAAAGCGGCCACUCUGAGCCCAGAUACUCCUAUUCAAACUUCUGAACCCUUGCCCGAUAUGGACUUAGUGAAUGGAGAAAGAGAUGAAACUACCACAGGCCAUGCAUCACCCACAACAGAUGACUGUGAUGGAAAUGCUUCUCACAGUAGCUGCAGGACUCCAACUGCAGACCCAGUGGUCCCCCUGGAAGAAGGACGGGCAGACACAGAAGCCAAGGUACAAGAGAGGGAAAAUGGAGAAAGCCCUCUGGACCUGGAACAGCUGGACCAGCACCACGAGAUGAAGGAAACUGAUGAGCAAAAACUUCACAAAAUAGCCAAUGAACUUUUGCUUACAGAAAGAGCUUAUGUCAACCGACUUGACCUCUUAGAUCAGGUAUUUUAUUGCAAACUAUUGGAAGAAGCAAAUCGAGGCUCAUUUCCAGCAGAGAUGGUGAAUAAAAUCUUUUCUAAUAUUUCAUCAAUAAAUGCCUUCCAUAGUAAAUUCCUAUUGCCAGAGCUGGAGAAACGAAUGCAAGAAUGGGAAACUACCCCUAGAAUUGGUGACAUCCUUCAGAAAUUGGCGCCAUUCCUUAAGAUGUAUGGAGAAUAUGUGAAGGGAUUUGAUAACGCAAUGGAAUUGGUUAAAAACAUGACAGAGCGUAUUCCCCAAUUCAAAUCAGUAGUUGAAGAAAUUCAGAAACAGAAGAUCUGUGGGAACUUGACUUUGCAGCAUCACAUGCUGGAACCUGUUCAGCGGAUUCCCCGGUAUGAGAUGCUCCUUAAGGACUACCUAAGGAAACUGCCCCCUGAUUCUCCAGACUGGAAUGAUGCUAAAAAAUCACUUGAAAUUAUAUCUACAGCAGCAAGCCAUUCUAACAGUGCAAUAAGAAAAAUGGAGAACCUAAAGAAGCUCAUAGAGAUUUAUGAAAUGUUGGGAGAAGAAGAAGACAUUGUAAAUCCUUCAAAUGAACUAAUAAAAGAAGGACAGAUCCUCAAACUAGCUGCUCGGAACACAUCAGCACAAGAACGCUACCUUUUCUUAUUCAACAACAUGUUGCUGUACUGUGUGCCAAGAUUCAGCUUGGUGGGCUCUAAAUUCACAGUUCGAACGAAGGUUGGCAUCGAUGGAAUGAAAAUCGUAGAGACUCACAAUGAGGAAUAUCCACACACUUUUCAAGUAUCUGGGAAAGAGAGAACACUGGAACUGCAAGCCAGUUCUGAGCAAGACAAAGAAGAAUGGAUAAAGGCUCUGCAAGAGACUAUUGAUGCUUUCCAUCAGAGGUAUGAAACCUUCCGAAAUGCAAUUGCAAAGGAUAAUGACAUUCACUCAGAAGUUUCUACUGCUGAACUAGGGAAAAGAGCCCCACGAUGGAUCCGAGAUAACGAAGUAACAAUGUGUAUGAAAUGCAAAGAGCCUUUCAAUGCACUGACAAGAAGAAGGCAUCAUUGUCGAGCAUGUGGACAUGUGGUUUGUUGGAAGUGUUCUGAUUACAAAGCUCAACUUGAGUAUGAUGGUGGUAAAUUGAACAAAGUUUGUAAAGACUGUUAUCAAAUAAUAAGUGGAUUCACAGACAGUGAAGAAAAGAAAAGAAAAGGAAUUUUAGAGAUUGAAUCAGCAGAAGUAUCUGGAAACAGCGUGGUGUGCAGCUUUCUUCAGUAUAUGGAGAAGUCAAAACCUUGGCAGAAAGCUUGGUGUGUGAUCCCCAAACAAGACCCUCUUGUGCUGUACAUGUACGGUGCCCCCCAGGACGUCAGAGCCCAGGCCACCAUUCCACUCCUGGGCUAUGUUGUGGACGAUAUGCCGCGGAGUGCAGACCUGCCACACAGUUUCAAACUGACCCAGUCCAAGUCUGUGCACAGCUUCGCUGCAGACAGUGAGGAACUGAAACAGAAGUGGCUGAAAAUCAUCCUUUUAGCUGUCACAGGUGAGACACCAGAUGGUCCUAACGAGCAUCCAGCCACCUUGGACGAUCAUCCUGAUCCUAAGAGAAAAUCAGAAUGCUGAACUCCAGGACCAACCACGGGUGGCGGGGUCUCCAGAUUUACAGCUCAAGACAUUCCCAGCUCCUUAUUCCUCUCUUAGCACUUUAUGUUGAAAAAUAUAGGCUCAUAAAUGCAUCUUUUGGGGGACUAUUUUCAUAUGUUGAUGUGCUCUUAGUGAAAUUAAUGUGCAGAGCCAUUCUACCGAUAAAAGUUUGAAAUAAUGUGAAAAAUGGAGCAUUUUUUAAUGAGAUAUUCCUUGAUUAUGUGCUUUUGUCUUGAAAAUGGUAUCAAUGGAUUCUAUCACUAUCAGGUUAGAAUAGGCCACUUUCGUUUGAGAAAUCCUUUACUGUCUUCUCUUUCACAUGUAGGACUUGUAACAGUUUGAAAGAUAUACCUCUGUGUUGCCAAAACAGAUCCGUGGU